ACUUACAGAGGAGGGACGUCAUAACCCGACCUUACAGAGAAAAACAGGAUCGUACCAAACAGAAAUAAGUUGGCCAGUUGUCGCGUCGUCUCGGAUGUACUAGCUAUGGAUUGAAAGCGCAUAUGUUUUUGUAUUUGUCGUUCACAUUUUAAUUUGUAAAUUUUGGAGAAUUUGUUUCCUCGAAUGCUUCGUAGCAAGCAUUAAACAGGGCCCAGGCAGCGACGAUAGCUUGUAUUCUUUUUUUGUUUGCUUUCCUUCUCCCCAUUCGCUUCGACGAAUCAGUGAAGGCAGUGAGCACAACCUAAGGCGACACUGAUUGCAAACGGAAUGAAAGUUUGUGAAGAGGGAAUAUUCGACGCAGGUAUUCUACAUGGCUGGGCGUGGAAUAUAACUUGUGCUGGUGGCGUCUACAAAAAAGACUUGUAAUUGCCUCCAAAGAAAAGCAAAUUCGUAGAUGACAGUAAGCGAACUACCAAAACAUAACGCUGGAGAUCUGUUAGACGUAUGCGUGGGUAGCUUGGAAACGCUAAUGUUAUGGCAGCCUGUCGAGGUUGAUGCGGAUAUUCGCCACAGGCACUCUUGUUUAUUAGCUUGGCUAGUCAGUUAGCGGGUUGGUUACUUAGCCACAACUUUUUGCAACGCGACAAAUAUUAGCUACUAUCUUAAAGGCUGCGCUUGAGUAAAAGGUGGCCGUUUCCGUUCCGUUUGGCUCUGGUAGCCCAGCGAGGCAUUUUGCCUACGCAGUGUUGUUAAAAUGAACGCAGAUAAGGGGUGCACCAUACCAGAUAAUAUCGGAUCUCCGUUUCCACUCUAUUGGAGUGGUACUUCAAGCUAAUAUAAUGUUGCAGUGCAAUCUUGAAGAUUAACGUAUAGCUACCAGCUGUAGAGCUAACAUAUCGGAUCAAAAUAUCCGCUCAAUCCGAUGACUGUGGAUGAUGACACGCUGUUAAUUAGAUAUCAAUCCAGACUUGCAUAUUGGCAGAACGUUUGCAGCCUAGUUUUUUUCAGGCAGAACGUUUCUUCUCAGUUUACAGUAACGUUAUUCAAUGUUCCAUUCCAUUCCUGGCGAGGCAGCUAGUUUCACAGUUGAGUCCAGACUAGUUGUGUUUAUCUGAUGUCAUAAGUUUCAACGCAGAAGUACCAAUUCGUUUCUUUGUAAAAAAAAAAACAAACGAUAACGGGCACCCUGUUGACAUUUUGUGACACUCCUUGGAUUUCUUAGCUAGCAAACGGUGACUUGUGUCAGAAUUCUGGGCCACAAUGACAGAAAACGCACCCACACGAAGUCUUGAUGACAUCGACCUCGCUGCCCUGCGGGACCCAGCAGGGAUCUUCGAGCUGGUGGAGGUCGUUGGCAACGGCACCUACGGACAGGUGUACAAGGGGCGGCAUGUGAAGACAGGACAGCUGGCUGCCAUCAAGGUGAUGGAUGUGACGGAGGAGGAGGAAGAGGAGAUCAAGGCGGAGAUCAACAUGCUGAAGAAGUACAGCCACCACCGCAACAUCGCCACCUACUACGGGGCCUUCGUCAAAAAGAGUCCGCCGGGACAUGAUGACCAGCUCUGGCUGGUGAUGGAGUUUUGUGGGGCAGGGUCGGUGACAGACUUGGUGAAGAACACUAAAGGCAACUCACUGAAGGAAGACUGGAUAGCCUACAUCUGCAGAGAGAUCCUGCGGGGCCUGUCUCACCUCCACGCCCAUAAGGUCAUCCACAGAGAUAUCAAGGGUCAGAAUGUUCUGCUCACGGAGAACGCCGAGGUGAAACUUGUGGACUUUGGGGUGAGCGCUCAGCUGGACCGAACCGUGGGCAGGAGAAACACCUUCAUCGGCACUCCCUAUUGGAUGGCUCCCGAGGUCAUCGCCUGCGACGAGAACCCCGACUCCACAUAUGACUACAGGAGUGAUAUCUGGUCUCUCGGGAUCACAGCCAUAGAAAUGGCAGAAGGGGCACCUCCGUUGUGUGACAUGCAUCCUAUGCGGGCCCUCUUCCUCAUCCCCAGGAACCCUCCACCCAAACUCAAGUCAAAGAAAUGGUCCAAGAAGUUCAUUGACUUCAUCGAGGGUUGCCUGGUCAAGACGUACCCCAGCCGGCCCUCCACCGAGCAGCUGCUCAAGCACUCCUUCAUCCGGGACCAGCCCACUGAGAGGCAGGUGCGCAUCCAGCUCAAGGACCACAUCGACCGCACCCGCAAGAAGCGCGGCGAGAAAGAGGAGACUGAGUAUGAGUACAGUGGCAGUGAUGACGACGAUGAGAACCGUGGGGACGACCGAGAGUCCAGCUCCAUCCUGAACGUCCCGGGCGAGUCGACGUUGCGGCGGGACUUUUUGCGUCUGCAGCAGGAGAACAAGGAGCGCUCGGAGGCCCUGAAGCGGCAGCAGGCCCAGCUGGCCGCGCAGCGCCGCGACCCCGAGGAGCACAAGCGCCAGCUGCUGCACGACCGCCAGAAACGCAUCGAGGAGCAGAAGGAGCAGAGACGCCGCCUGGAGGAGCAACAGAGAAAAGAGCGAGAGAUGGUGCGACAGCAGGAGAAGGGCCCCCACCGCCGGCUGGAUGACAUGCGGAGGGAGGAGGACCGGAGGAUGGCCGAGCGAGAGCAGGAGUACAAGCGUAAGCAGCUGGAGGAGCAGCGCCAGUCAGAGCGUCUGCAGAGGCAGCUGCAGCAGGAGCACGCCUACCUGGUGUCCCUGCAGCAGCAGCAACAGCAGCAGCAGCAGCAGGACAAGAAGCCCCAGCUCUACCACUACAGCAAGAACCUGGAGGCCAACAACAAGCCGGCGUGGGCCCGCGAAGUGGAGGAGCGGAGCAAGCUGAACAGAACAGGCUCGCCUAAACUCUGCACCACCGUGUCCGACACCAACAUCCAGUCACGCUCCGACUCCAUCAACCAAUCAGGGGCUGCACAGGCUGCCCAGACCCCGCCCAUGCAGCGUCCGGUCGAACCGCAGGGUGGACAGGGCAAGUUCCAGAUGGCCCACCUGGUGCCACUGAAGCCGUACGCGGCGCCCGUGCCCCGCUCGCAGUCCCUGUGCGACCAGCCCACUAAGACCAUGUCCGCCUUCCCCACGCAGGAGCCCUCCCCCACCCCCCCCCCCCGCCCGCUCCACCCCCGCGAGCUCGUGCGCCAGAACUCCGACCCCACCUCCGAGAGCCAAGCCCCGCAGCCGCGGCCAAUGAGGGACGACCGCGGGCCCUGGAUCCGCCUCCCCGAGAUCGAGCAGCCACCGAAAAUUCCCCAGCGGACUACCUCCAUCGCCACGGCGCUGAACACCAACCUCUCCUCUGGGAUCAGACAUCCAGUCCGCGCCAGUAAUCCCGAUCUGAGCCGCAAUGACCGCUGGGAGAGGGGGGACAGCAUGAGCGUGGUGUCCAACCUGCCGCAGACAGGCUCCCUGGAGCGACACCACAUCCUGGGCUCCUCUAAAAUGGAUUCGUCUCCCAUCCUGCACCACGACGGGCGGCACAAGCCAGGGGAGUCGCGCACCUCCUCGCGACCCAGUCGCCCAGCGAGUUAUAAGCGAGCUAUAGGAGAGCAUGUUUGUCCUGCUCUCCGUCAGACUCCAGAGAAGCGUAGCCAUAAUGGUUACACCAACCUGCCUGACGUGGUCCAGCCCUCCCACUCCCCCACUGACUCCACCUCCUCGCCAGGGAAAGACUCUGCCUAUGAUUAUCAGUCACGUGGUCUAGUCAAGGCAUCUGGCAAGUCCUCCUUCACUACUUUUGUGGAUCUGGGAAUGUACCAUCCACAAGGUGGGACAGGGGAGUCCAUUCCAGGAACUUUGGGGCCGCGGUUUGAGCAGCUGAAGGCUGAAGUGCGCAAGGGCUCCAUGGUGAACGUGAACCCCACCAAUACUCGCCCCCACAGCGACACGCCCGAGAUCCGCAAAUACAAGAAGCGUUUCAACUCUGAGAUCCUGUGCGCUGCUCUGUGGGGUGUGAACCUACUGGUCGGUACAGAGAAUGGACUGAAACUGUUGGACCGUAGCGGUCAGGGGAAAGUCUACCCCCUCAUCAACUCGCGCAGAUUCCAGCAGAUGGACGUCCUGGAGGGACUCAACCUGCUCAUCACUAUAUCAGGGAAGAAGAAUAAAGUGCGUGUGUACUACCUGGCCUGGCUCCGCAAUAAGAUUCUGCACAACGACCCCGAGGUGGAGAAGAAACAGGGCUGGACCACUGUUGGGGAGAUGGAGGGCUGUGUGCACUACAAAGUGGUGAAAUACGAGAGAAUCAAAUUUCUGGUCAUCGCUUUGAAGAAUGCAGUGGAGGUGUACGCCUGGGCUCCCAAGCCUUAUCACAAAUUCAUGGCUUUCAAGUCUUUCAGUGACCUGCCCCAUAGGCCCUGUUUGGUGGAUCUGACUGUGGAGGAGGGCCAGAGGCUUAAGGUCAUCUACGGGUCCAGCGCUGGCUUCCAUGCCAUCGAUGUGGACUCUGGAAACAACUACGACAUCUACAUCCCUGUGCAUAUUCAGAGUCAGGUGACUCCCCACGCCAUCGUGUUCCUGCCAAGCUCUGACGGCAUGGAGAUGCUGCUCUGCUACGAGGAUGAGGGCGUCUACGUCAACACCUACGGCCGCAUCAUCAAGGAUGUGGUGCUGCAGUGGGGAGAGAUGCCCACCUCUGUGGCGCACAUCUGCUCCAACCAGAUCAUGGGUUGGGGCGAGAAGGCCAUUGAGAUCCGUGCCGUGGAGACGGGCCAUCUUGACGGCGUCUUCAUGCACAAGAGAGCCCAGAGGCUCAAGUUCCUGUGCGAGAGAAACGAUAAGGUGUUUUUCGCCUCGGUGCGCUCUGGGGGCAGCAGCCAGGUGUACUUCAUGACUCUGAACAGGAACUGCAUCAUGAACUGGUGAACAGCAAGGAGCUCCCACUGCCAUUCCACUCUGCUGUUUGUGGUUGUUGUCGUUGAGGUUAUCUUCUACUCCCUACAACAAGCCCUCUUUUCAUACGCCUGUACACACUCAACACAAUGUUUAAACGAUGUUGCUUGCAUACAGCUCAGAACCGAUGGGUGCAGCUGUGUUCUGCUCUAUUACCGAGACACAUGUGUACCCACUUAAAUGCUGUUAUCAGUAUCCCCACAGAUCUUAUACAAAUGUAUUCUCACACACACACUCACACACACACACACCUAAAGCCACAUGCAUGCACCUUGGGCGCUGGUACGUGGGGUUGGAGCUCUAUUCUGAAAUCCUCACCAUUGUGAGAUUCCCUGGUGUUGCCUCUGGGUGUAAUAUAGUGGGUUGUUGUUUUUUUUUCUUUUCCUCUUCUGAGAGACGCCCCCGUCUCGCGCAUGGUGCACUCCAGAAGCUCACAGUAGACACGAAUCCAGAACAGGCUCCAGACGUCCUCUGUACAUAGCCCUGUAUUAACACACCACAUCAGUCCUCCAACAACAUUCCUUCCUAUCCUGAUCAACAGAAAUUAUGAUAAGCUGUACAGAAAAAAAUGAUUUUGAAAUGUUAGAGAAAUUUUGUUUUUGCGGGGGAGCCAAAAAUCAACAAGCAGUCUGUCAUUAUCA
This is a messenger RNA of Alosa alosa (allis shad), 5513 nucleotides long. RefSeq names its product misshapen-like kinase 1 (gene mink1). The coding region runs from base 1261 to 4845 and encodes 1194 amino acids. Lineage: Eukaryota; Metazoa; Chordata; Actinopteri; Clupeiformes; Clupeidae. Gene Ontology annotation, biological process: protein phosphorylation. Gene Ontology annotation, molecular function: protein kinase activity; ATP binding. The record is from RefSeq and is a predicted model, not a curated record. The transcript has 29 exons.